GGUUAUCUCAUAGAUAAAACUGUUAAUGAAUUCAUUUAAAAAUUCAGCCAUAGAAAUAAAUAAAUAAAUUUAUGAAAAUUAUUUACUAAUCGAAUUCAAGUGUGUGCAAUCAGUGUACAUUGAACUGAACGUGACCGUUAAUUAUGCAUAAAUUUGAAAUAAAGUUGAAAUGAAAUUUAAAUCACGUCUAAAGAAGUAAUACGUGAAAAUAAAGUGUAAAUUAAGGUAAAAGUGAAAAGUUGAUAGUUUUUUCGAACCCCUCCAGUUGUUCUAGGCUGUGUUCCCAUCGGUAUCCUGCAAGUCCCUGAUCAGUAAGCGGGCUGUGCUAAAACCUCUUGGAUUUUCCCUUUCUGUUGAAAGAAAUUUCGCUUACAUCCUUUGGUCGACUAAAACUUCGGAGACCAGAAAACCUCAGACGAUUAUAUAUUACAUAAAAUUAACAACGAUUAUGCUGCGACAACGAUCAUCGACGCAUUCAGAGGCGCGUACCAUCAGCAGACUACUUUGCGUAAAUCAAGAGUGAUGGUGUGGAAACGCGCUCGAUGGGGCCCGCUGUGAUGGCUGGAAUGCUGCGCCGUUCCUGGUCUCUGGCGACGGUGAUUCCUAUAAUAUUGGCACUCAAAAUUACCAUCACAAGCUCCCAAUUUCAUGAUGAACCGCAGCGCAAUCCAACACGACAAACGAUCUACGGACAGCAGCCUUUUUACCGAUACCCGUUCGAAAAUCGAAAUCCGUUCAACGAAGAUAGCAGUAGGCGGUAUGGUGACGCCCGGGGUUCUGUCACAACGAACGAUGAUAAUUCACCGUACAGAGAAUCGAAUGUUCUUAGCCAACCUCCGGUAGAAGGGUCUUUCUACGAACAGCAAGGGUACGGUCCUGAUUUGAAAACAUCACCACUCACAUCGACUCGGAAGAAGGAAAUUGGACCUAAAUCCAACUCAAUCGAGAGUUCCCUAGCGGCGAUAUUCAGAGGAGUGGCAUACGGGGUAUCUUCUGCUCCUACCACCACUCCUAAACCUACCACAACCACUUUCAUUUCUAUAGUUUCAAGUAGUUUACCCUCAGAACAGAAUUCGAAUAAAAAUCUUGAAGAUGGCUCAGGAGCAGAAUUGCAGCAUCACGUUGAAGAGAACAAUUUUCAGGACAUUGAAGACGUAGAGAACUCGAAAGAUGAAUUAGUCCCUUCAUCAAUACCCUCGACAACUCCGUCAACUGAUGUCGAGAGAGCAGGCAUAGAUGAUUGGCAGUCAGGCUUACAGGGGGCAUGGGAAGUUCACAUUUAUUGCUCCGCGGCAAGCUUUAGUCUACUGGCGAUCAUCUCUUUUCUGUGUAUUGUGAGAGUGCAUAUGUCGACUUACUUGCUGUCAAGGGGCUACUACAUUACUGCUCAUCUCCUGGUCUUCCUGGCUUCGUUUUUUAGGUGCGUUUCCUUCUUCCACGACCCCUACGCGAGCGGUAGUAAACUUCCCAAUGCUCUCUCAGACGUCCUCUUCAACAUCGGAGCGCCGUGCAUGACUGCCGCUUUUUCAGUUGUGGCUCUUGCGCUUUUAAACUGCGCGAGAAUAAUUUUAUUACCGCUGAACCUGCAGAACCCCUUAGUGUUUGGUUUGAUAAGCGGUGUAUAUAUUUGCAGCAACAUUCUGGUAGAUAUCUUAGCAGGGAUACACCAUAGAUAUAAAUGGACUGAAGCCCUCAGAGCCAGCGUCCAGGCCCUUACUGCUGGCUGGACUGGUGCCCUGUGCCUUGGAUAUGCGAUCAUAUUUUAUAGAAUAGAAAGAUCAGCCGCACGUCAACGGCAGGAAAUCAUGAGACUAUCCUAUAACCGAGAGAACAUGGAUAAUUUUUCCACCUUGCGUCGUUUACCGACUCAAGCGCUCAGCCGUGGAGCAAGAUUACUUUUAGUGGCAAGCUUCUGUGGCUUGGCCGUCUCCGUGCUGCAAGUUUACGGCCUUAUGACCCCAGUCGGAUUAAUACAACUACCACCUAAAGAACCGUGGAUGUGGUUUGGCUACCAAACAAGUUGCAGGCUCUUAGAGAUCAUCAUGUGGUCGUGUAUCUGUGUUGCUGCUGCUCUUUCUUCCAGUUCUCCGCUCGAUAAACAAACAAACGAUGAUCAUAGCCUCGUCACGUUUUCUUGUAAGCGUUGCACGAGCUGCUCGGACAUCAGCUCGUGUCAGGAAUCUCCUGAUAAGAAACUCAGUGAGAAUCUCUACCCAACAAUGUGUCAUUCUAACUUAAGCGCCCGCAAUUUCAGUGUGGACGUAAAUGGGAAACUUCUGACUGAAGAUUGCGGUGCCAUCUCACGCAUGACCUACUCGCCGGGUCAGCGAGACACAGAGAAACUUAGCCGCAAGUCCAACACUCUUCAUUCCGCCACUUCAGACUUGCAUUUGCUAUGGGGAGGCCAGCAUUCGAAUUCGUCGACAUCACGUCCUGCUUCCAUGGUGUUCAAUGAGAACGGAAUUGUUAGAUUUAGGACACAGAAUGAGAACGGAGAGUUUCAUGAAGUCCAAAGAGGACCAUUCCCUAUUGAGGAAAUGCCUCCAGGAUACGCGGAUCAGAUGUAUAACGUUUCUCACCCGGACAAGUCCAGUUAUACUCUCGGGAGACUCAAUCACGGCCAGCUGGCUCAGCAUUUCAACGGCCGCUCUAAUAUUGAUGCGUUCGGGCGGACAAUGCCAGGAAAGUCACAGACUUCAGACAACGGAGCUGAGUAUAACUACUGCGAGAUCCCUUCAGGUGUGAUGAAUGAAUACAGUGGUUAUGCUAGCGCAUGUUCUUCAAUGAGUGCGGCUAAUAGCUUUGAUGUUAGAAUGUAUGAUGAUUAUGAGGUGGCCUCCUAUUAUCAUAGUCCUAUUAACGGACCAGCCUCAACUCAUGUCUAUGAUUCUUUGCGGCCUAAAGUUCAUUCAAACAUCACUCCUAAAAAAAUUAUUCGAAGCGUUAAAGUCCCUCCUAGCCCGUGCUUUUCUUCUCCUCGUUCAAUGAUAUCCGGAGUUGGAUCGCAGGGAAGUCCCAAAAACGCAGCGCUCCAUAAUUCCGAUUCUGACUUGUGUUCUUCAGCGACUGAUCGGACACAGAUUUGCUCAUCAAAAGGCAAUGAAGGCCGACGAGACGCUAAUGAAUGCCUUCAAUUCCAAAGGCCAUCGAUGAAGAGACACUCGUCCCAUCCCGGUCAAAUGCAAGAAGAGGACAGGAACGAAGGAGUAGCGCCUCUCAUGCCGAUGCAAAAUUAUCGGAAUCAGAUUAGACAAUCUAAGACCACAAUUAGUGGUGCGGCUAACUCUCCACCUAAUCAUUACUCUCCGUCAGACAGCGACGACUUGUAUACGCCUCUUAUGGGAGAUGGUAACGCGAUUCAAACUCAACCAAAUAAUUGUAUUGUAGUUGGAACUAACUCUCAUGACAAGGUGAUAAAUUUGUCGCAAAGUUACGAUUUGCAUGGAAACAGGAUGUGCUCGCCUUUCACGCCUAAUCCUCAGAUCAAGUCAGGAAAAUCUGAAGCCACGUCGCCUAGUCGUGUUGCUUUGGCUUAUGAUGUCAACUUGGAUCAAUCAUACAAACCAUCUGUGAACGACAUAAAUGACUCAGCAGCAAAAUUUUCUCAGAAUUGUUCGGAUUCUCGGUCACCGGAAUCUAAGAGCAAUCACUACUCAAUCGGGCUCGUUAACAGUCCAUUACUUCAAUCUCCAAGCCAUCCUAACCCAAGUGACUCAAUAAAUUCAAAGCAAGUGUCUCCGAGGCGCUCAAAAUUACCGGGAGAUUCAAUCAACGAGAAUUCUUCGAUUUUGGACGAGCAAAUUUAUCGAAAUGAUGCCGAUAUUUUACCCAUCGCUAGGCCGAUUCCGCCGCCGGUACCACACCGGCCCAGUCUCGCUGAGACUUGGGUCAACCAAUCCCGCGAUGGCUGCUCCACCAAGACUGAGUUUGUCCGAAAAUCCAGUCGGAAAGGAAAUAAAUCCUUGGCAUCUCCGACCAAAUCCACCGGGUCUCCUUCCUCUCCUGUCUCUAAUUUAUAAAAAUCAAUUGCAUUACGUUCGACAAAUGGAGUGUUGUUAUCGAAUUUCUCGCAGUUUUAAUUCGUUUUACUUUUAAUCAAGCUCUGCCUUAUCAAGCUUUAACGGAAAAUUUUUUGCUUUCAUUAUUCGCUCUUUCUCGUGUUCCCAAGAAUUUUUCAGUAAGAUUUGUUUAAAAUUUUUUUUCUCAUGUACAAAUUUCAUUCCUGAAGAAUUUUGCAGCUAAUUACCGAUUGGGAUCUUAUCCUUUUUAUGAGGUGACUAAAUCCGCUGAUUAUCACAACGAAAAACGACUGAACGAUUGAUUUUGUUGCAAAUUUUGUAAUUAUAUCAUGUAUCCAUGUCCAUAAGUACGUCAUAUGCGCUGUAUAAUAUAACAUAGAAUAUUAGGUUGUUCCUUCCGGUAAUAAAUGUUGGCUGUUAUUCCCAAUACCUUCAAUUUGUUCCUAAACAAUGAAGAUUUAUAUACUGUUGAAUGAAUGGACAAAAAUUGAAAGAUAAUACACACUUUUUUCAUUGGUGUAUGACGGGUUGGUGCUGUCAAAUUAUUAUUUAUUCAUUUAAUAAGAUCCAAACUUAUCCGUUUGUCCCUCAGUUCAGUUUCGGAACAGGCUUAAAGGAAUAAAAUUCUUCGCGAUUAGUUGUCCUUUUUAUUUGAAUUUAUAAACUAAAUUUUUCAGUCUUGAUUGGAACAUUGAGAGAUGAGUUAAGCAUUCUAUCAAAAUUCGCAUGUCCUUAUACUUGUAAAAAUUGUCACAUUCAUGCUUUAAAUAAUAGAAAAAUUUUAUUUUGAAUUAGUAAGACUGACUCAUUUUUUUGUAUCCUAUAAAACUAUCAUUUUGUAAAGUUUGUUCAUUCCGCGACAUAACUUUUUCUAUACAAUUUCGGGAUUAAUCAGCUUCCGGGAUGUGGUUUGCACGCACCCUUUAACUAUACUUCAUAUAAAGUUUAAAUCCUAAAUCUUUAUCAGAAAUCCUAAGCACUCGCUUGCUUUAUCGAGUGAAUGAACUCUCUCUGGAGAACCUUACACUCAGAGAAAUGUGUGAAAUAUUGUCUAAAUAGAGAUGCACCUAUUGCACUCGUGUGUGUCAUCCGUACCCAGUUUAUCAUCCAACAGAGAGCCAGUUGCGUGUAUCAUCCGGCCCUCUUCUCAUACUGUGUGUAAGAAAGUGUGUCACUAUUUGGACAACACCACCCGUUUAUUAUUCUGAGUGUACAUGUUUAGUAUGCAACACGACAGGCAUACGCGUGUGCGUGCUAAUGGCGUCAGGGGUGACGUCAACGAUACGAACAAAGUAGGAAAAAUAAUUAGUGAAUCAACGUAGCUACUAACAGGAUCUUACGUUACCAUCGACACAUUUAUUGUUAUCUCAUUUUUAAGCUGAAAUAUUCAUAAAUCUUUCAACUUUCGUUGUAAUCGAUAGCAUUCAUAUAACUAUUUUAGUAUAAUUUGUUUCGACCUUCUUUUGUAGUUGCCUAAUUAUAGUUAAUAACUUGAUUUUUUUGAGUACGUAAUCAGGCAAUUUUUUAGCAAUCGGGAAUUUUUUCUCAACCAUCAAAAUUUUUGUGAUAUGUAAGGUUUCGGCAAAAUUACAAGUUUGAUGCGGGAUGUGCAAUAAUGUAAAUUGAACUAACCAAAGAUGAUUGUUGCAACGUAAACUUCGACGGUCACUUUACAAAUAAAUAAAACUUUUCUCGAUUCCUUUAGUCUUGAAUUCCGCAAAAACUUAAGAAGUAAGGAUCGCAGCACAAAUAGAAAAAAUUUUCAUCAUUGAAAUUUAGAAGAGCGCAAUGCUAUAUCGACCUCCAUUGAUUUAAAUUUCUGUUUAAUUUCUCCUACCAACAAAUAUUAUAUUGAACUCUUAGGUUUUGAACUCUUAGGUUUCAUUAGGUUUCAAAUUCACUUCCUUCCAGGGAGCUCAAUGUUGUUACAAUUGAAUUGUGAAUAACUAGCAGUAUUUUAAUUACCUCUGAAAUAACUAGUGAUCGUGUUCAUUAUUAAGCACGUUUCCUUCAGCCUCAAGGUUAUCAAAAAAAGAAUUUCAUUUUUUUUUUGUUAAAUUUUAUGUAUGAAAAUUCAAAUUGUGGGAGGACGGAAAGAGGCCAUUAAAUCGUCACAGAAAAUGGUCCCGGCCAUUUUUCUUACCUUUUAAAAUUUAUCACUGCGAAAUUUAAGGCUACGUGGAAAGAGCCAAAGACUUUGAGAAGAGGUGACUGACGCUGAACUUAUAAAGUUCGAAAAUAUUUAAAGUCUUCUGUAACUCUACAAUCUACAGUUAGUAAUUUAUAAUAAAGCUUCCAAUACAUUUUAACUUUGAUUUAUCGAGUUUAACUUCACUGGGGGAAUUAAAGAGAGUUUAUUUAAAAAAAAAUCAUUUUUUCCAAGUGCGAAGUCGGUGAUUGCUCAUAGAUUAUGCGUUAAAAUUCAAAAGUUUAAUAAUGGGCCUUCCGCAUUAUGUAAUCAAACACAUAAGUCACUCAAAUAUUGGGAUUUAUGAUGCCAUAUUUUUUAUUAAUGAAAUUUGUGUAAUCUGCGCUAUACUCAACUGCGUAAUAAAAGUUGACUAAUUUGUAUUCUUUUUAGAGAAGUGCAAGGAAAACUGUAUAAACUUCACCGUGCCUGGAAUGAGCUUUCCAGCUCCUGAUGUUUAAAGAAAGUGAAAGCCCAUUGUUUCUCAAAUCAUUGACUGAAAACAAUCAUAAUUUUGUAUUUUAAUUGAAAAUCGUUGAUCGGGAAAUGGACCUCAUUAAUCUCUUGUUCAUUCUGCAUACAGAAUGUUAAAGAAAGGAGAAUAACAAAUUUUCAUUUAAUUUCAGAAAUAAAUUUUCGAUAAUUUCAAUAUCUCAAGCGAAUUAUUUUCUUCGCUCUGCAUAAAAAUUCCUUGUAAAUGCAGAACAAACCAUGAAGAAAAAUUCAUUCCGCAAUAUCCUCCCUUAUUUCCUUGUGUAUAAAGGAUACUCCGAUAGCUGUUGCACAUUGGAUUUUCUGUAGAUAUUGUACAGUUUGAUGGACCACAUAGGAUGAAGAUCUGUAGUAGUCCCUAUAUUCUAGGAUAUUUUUAUUAAAGGCACGUCGAUCUCGAAUAGAUGAAAUACCGGACAAUAAGCUAUUUGUAUAACAUUAUAGGCACGUGUUGUUGUUUCUUCUCUUGGCUAACUUUUAGGCUGUCUUCUUGCCUAGCAUCUUGCUUGAGUUUCUGCCCGACUUCUUACUUGAUUUCUGGGCUGUCUGCUGCAUGGAUAAAGGAUGAGCACUUGAGGCAUUCUUGAAUUAGCUUCGGCUGAUCAGCAUGGGUGGCCACUAAUAAAUCUACCUAAGAUUUUCAAAGAAUCAUCCUGUCAUGUUUUUGUAUUAUUUGUAUGCAUUUCAUUACUUUUUUCAUAUAAUAACGCGGUAGUCUCAAAAGACGACCGACCCUAAACAAGGAUAGUGAAGCUCUAGAAUUUAAUAGAGAUUGAAUUUAUUCUUCGCCCAUCGUUGUUUCUAUACUCGAUAUUCCAUUAUUUUUUGGUGGUGCAGACUACCUUCGAAAAAAAUGUUAAUUUUUUCUGCAACGAAAAGAUAUUUCAAAGGUAUAGGUUUUGUAAAUUGAGUUUAUAAAAAAUUUUUUGUUAAAUAUUCGUUCUUCGAGUCCCUCUUCUUCUCUUGCUGCAGCCACGACUUCGAACUUGUAUGUUCGAAAAUAUUAAUUAGUCCAAUUUAUCCGUCGUCGAUGUUAUAUUCAAUAAUUCUGGAAUAUUUUUCUGUGCUGGAAAUGCUGUUAGCGCGUGCAAAUUUCAUUCAGAAUUUCUGUUCAAUAAAGAUAACUCCGACACAAUGAAAGCCUCGUUAGAUUAAUUGAAAUAUAUUUUUUUUU
Messenger RNA from Hyalella azteca, 7873 nucleotides. RefSeq lists its product as uncharacterized. The transcript has 3 exons. The coding region runs from base 543 to 4019 and encodes 1158 amino acids. The record is from RefSeq and is a predicted model, not a curated record. Lineage: Eukaryota; Metazoa; Arthropoda; Malacostraca; Amphipoda; Hyalellidae.